AUGGGCGCAGCACACGCUGCGGCGCACCCGAGGGCGCACCCGAAGCCGCUGGUGUUCGAGACGUUUUAUGAGGCGCUCAACAAGGUGCCCAACACCAACAAGGGCAAGAUGAUCGUGGACGGCCUCAAGUUGCAGCCCACCCUCAGCAACCCUAAACUGGCGCUGACGGUGUUCAUGCCAGAGGACAAGUACUUUGACGCGCUCUCCCGCAAGCUGAAUGUGAACCCCAACUCCAUGGGCAAGAACGUCGGCCUUAUGAAGCAGGUGCUGUUCUACCACUUUGUGACUGGCAGCGGCGGCGAGCGCAAGCUGUUCACCACCAAGGACCUCAAGCCCGGCAUGAAGCUCGAUUCCAUGAAGCCGUACCAGCUGGCCGUCAGCGAGAACAAGGGCAAGAUCCAGAUCAGAUCUGUCGGCACCAGCGCUUACAUCAUCAAGCCCAACAUCAGGGCGGGCGCGGGCGUGGCCCACAUCAUCAACAACGUGCUGAUCCCCAUGACCAUCAACCAGAUCCCGCGUUUCUAG
This is a messenger RNA of Monoraphidium neglectum, 525 nucleotides long. RefSeq lists its product as hypothetical. The record is from RefSeq and is a predicted model, not a curated record. Lineage: Eukaryota; Viridiplantae; Chlorophyta; Chlorophyceae; Sphaeropleales; Selenastraceae. The transcript is spliced from 4 exons. The coding region runs from base 1 to 525 and encodes 174 amino acids.